AGCAUAUCACGAUUCUGCCACGAAACCCCAAAUUCCAUAAUUGUUAGGGUUUUGCCACGGAAUGUCGACGGGCAGGCCAAAGGACGGUGACACCCAGUUGGCGUUAACGGAGCCGAAAUCAGGGCUUCCGCCGCGACCUAAGUCGACUGCAUCGACGGCGAUUAUGGAGUACGAGAAACCGGUAUUCAAGGAGGAGGAAGAGGAUUUGGAGGUGAAGCUUCGUCGCAUUAUAGAGAAUGUUCCCGUCCGUGUUAACAAUACCUCCGGAAGUUCUGCUGGUUCCGGGUCCGGCGAUUUCCACCAGUAUCGUCAAAUGAGACGAAAGGAGCAAGACAGACUUGCGAGAAUGGAUGCUGACUACCAGAAAAGGAAGGAAAUAACCGAGUUUAACAUGAGAAGGGAAGAAAGAUUGAAAGCUGGCGAGGAACGGACGGCUAAGAAGCGCCUGAAACGCCAAAAGAAAAAGCAAAGGAAGAAGGAGAAGAAGACGAAAACAAGUGGUGAGGAAGGAGAGAACAAGAAGGAAGAAUCUUCAGAUGAUGAAGCUUACUCUGAACACGAUGAAGCAGCAGCACAAUGAACAAACAUUUGCUUGAUAUCCAUGCUUCAUCCUUUAUUGUGAGCGUUGCCUCCGAUUUGAUGGAACUAGAAAUACCAACAACGAGAAGCGAAUGCAUGAGGCCUGAGGGUAAUGUAACUUGGAAAGAAAAGGUUCUGAGUUAUUAAUUUGAUUUCUGACAUCAAAAACAUAUCAAAUGAGUUCAUCU
Molecule: messenger RNA, 767 nt
Organism: Hibiscus syriacus
Lineage: Eukaryota; Viridiplantae; Streptophyta; Magnoliopsida; Malvales; Malvaceae
Product: PRKR-interacting protein 1-like
Exons: 2
Coding region: 62-580 (172 amino acids)
Biological process (GO): negative regulation of protein kinase activity
Cellular component (GO): nucleolus
Molecular function (GO): protein kinase binding; protein kinase inhibitor activity; double-stranded RNA binding
Source: RefSeq, a predicted model, not a curated record